UGUUGUUUACUUUUCUGCAAAACAAUCGUGCUAAUGGAAUCCUCUGCAAACUUCUAUGACAUUUUCAGAUAGUCUUGGGGAUAAAAAUGACCACCGACGGCCAGCAGCUGGAUUUCUCCGAAAUCUGCCGCAGUUGCAUGGCGAAGAAGCAGCGAAUGAAACCACUGUUCGACUCCAGCCUCGACGUGAUGCUGAUGGCAGUGGCGAAUGUUCAAGUUGCACCCAACGAUGGCUACCCGGGUCAGAUGUGUGUACAAUGCGUGCUGCAGGUCAGCCGUGCUUUUACAUUUAAGCAACAGUGCGAGAAAACGAACGCCACUCUGAAAGAGUAUCUAGAACGGAAGGCCCCAAAAGCUGAAGCUGAAGUCAGCCAGACAAAGACUGGCAGUGGCGACAAAUUGAAUCAUGCUCCGGGAAAGCAAGAGAAGAUACAGCUGAUUACGGUGGAUCCGAACGGGCACGAGAUUGGGUAUCAAUUCAGCGGAAACGUUUCCAACGAAUGUGUUCUCAUAUUGGGAACAGUGAAAGAUGAAACGGUGACGGCGUUGGAAUCAUCCGAACUGUUCAUUCCAACGGUUAGUGCGGGCCAAAAAACGGUUAUUGCUGCGGACAACGCGUAUCAAAGGAUACGGCUGCUGACAAAUCAGUCAGCAAGCACCGCAGCAUCAGGUGGCCAGGAUGUUGGCGAUAAUUUAAAUUUAGUCGCUUCGUUCAAUUUGGAUCAGGAUAUUCUUGAAUGUGAAACGAUUGCCCUGGAAGAAGUUGUCAUUGAAGAUGAUCGGUACGAUACAACCGAUUCGUAUAAUCAGAACAAUGAAAAUAAACAAACCAACAAGGAUACGCUGUCGAACAGCAGUAGAGUUUUGUUUGUCGCGGAUGAGUUCAAAUGUGAACAUUGUUGCGCAGAGUUUAAAUCAAAUAUCGUAUUGCAGACACAUAAACAGUCGUGUUCUGUCCUAUUAAACACACCUCUGGCUGAAACCAGUAUUCAGGAGGAAUCGGGACAUCAUCUUCCACCUUCUUAUAACGUUUCCACUUACAAUCAAUUCGUGUGCGAAGUUUGUGAGAAGAGAUUUUCCGACAGCAGUAAGCUGAGGCGCCACUCUCGGACCCAUUUGGUGGACAAACCACACGUGUGCAAAACUUGCGGGAUGUCAUUCGCCGAAAGUUCCAAUCUGACCAAACACCACCGCAAGCACACCGGUGAGCUGCGGAACGUGGUUGGCAAGCCGAACCUCUGCUCGGUGUGUGGGAAACGCUUCAAGUGGGCCACAUCCCUGUCGAAGCACAUGAAACACCAUACCAAGCGGAAGCUGUUCGUGUGUUCGUAUCCGGGCUGCACGAAGUACUAUGUGGAGCAGCGUUCGCUGGAUAUUCAUAUGUUUUCGCACAACGGCAAGAAACCGUUUGCGUGCAAUUUUUGCGAUAAAGGUUUCACGCAGAAGUGUAACUUGGAGAAGCACGAGCGAGUGCACACGGGGGAGAAACCGUACAAAUGUAACGUGUGCCAAAAAAGGUUUGCUCAAAGUGGUUACCUGGUAAUACACCAGCGAAUUCAUAGUCGUGAGAAGCCUUACAGGUGUGAAGAAUGUGGAAAACAAUUCGCUGCCUCCAACGCGCUGACGGUACAUCUUCGCUCGCACAGUGGCGAGCGUCCGUACGUUUGCACCGAGUGCGACAAACGAUUCUCCCGCCAGGAAACCCUCACGAUUCACAGGAACCGCAAGCAUCUGAACGACAAGCCCCAUGCGUGUAUGCUCUGUCCGGCGACCUUUGUCACCACCUGUGGCCUCACGGCGCACAUGAAGAGUGAACACGGCGAUCGGUACUACCACAUGUGUCCAACGUGUGGAAAAGUGUUUGCAUCAAUGCAGAGUUUGAAGCAUCACCAGAAAACCCAUCUCAAGGAGGGAGAAACAGAGGAAGAUGAACAUCAGCCAAUGAUCCAAUUCGUCGUCGAGCAAGAAAUUGUAGUGAAACAAACCGCGGAUACGUUAGAGCGAACGUAGUCGUCAUCAGUGAAAACUUGAAACUUGUGAUAAACACUAACGUGUGAAAUGAACUGCAAUAGUCGGAAUUUCUUUCUAAGAAAAUAUUUUUUUUUGUACUGAAAUUAAAAGGUUUUAUUUUCUUAAGUCAACCAUUUAUGUCAGUGCUCGAUGCAUAAUCUAUUUUUUUGUAAAUAAUUUGUUUUUUUUUCAUUCAAAAAAUCACCUUUUGCGGCGUUUCAACGCUUAAAGUGCGUUUAAAUGUCAAAUCAACACUUUUCUGUCGAAAAGAAAUCUCCUGUAAACUUGAGAGAAAAAAUGCAUCCCAACCUAUAGUUAUAGUUAGUCAAUGUGAUCCACGCACACAAGAAACUUAAGCCAAAUUUAGACAACAGUCAUAUUGCCGUCCGACGCUUUCUUUUAUCCUAACUUCGAAAAUAGACCCGAAGUGGCCUUGAUUUUGUCUCCGUUGGCUGCCCUGAGUUCGGUGAUAACCAUCUGCCGGCUGAAUCCCAUCGAUUCCAGCUCGACAACAUCCAUCUCGGUGAACUGGUCGGUUGGCAGCAGCACUAGCGGGACGUCAUCCGCUGGUGCCGGUGGCAGCGGUGGUUGUGGCUGCCCACCUGUUGAAGUUGGUGUGCCGCUACUGCUGCUAGCGCUGCCGCCGGUGUUAUUGUUGCCACUGCUCGUUGAU
Molecule: messenger RNA, 2682 nt
Organism: Toxorhynchites rutilus septentrionalis
Lineage: Eukaryota; Metazoa; Arthropoda; Insecta; Diptera; Culicidae
Product: zinc finger protein ZFP2-like
Exons: 7
Coding region: 87-2009 (640 amino acids)
Biological process (GO): negative regulation of transcription by RNA polymerase II; regulation of immune system process; regulation of cytokine production
Cellular component (GO): nucleus
Molecular function (GO): zinc ion binding
Source: RefSeq, a predicted model, not a curated record